Molecule: messenger RNA, 2168 nt
Organism: Durio zibethinus
Lineage: Eukaryota; Viridiplantae; Streptophyta; Magnoliopsida; Malvales; Malvaceae
Product: putative xyloglucan galactosyltransferase GT12
Molecular function (GO): glycosyltransferase activity
Source: RefSeq, a predicted model, not a curated record
CUAUAAACGGAAGCAAUCUUACCUUGAAUAUUCUUUUGCUUUUAAUGUCUUCCUUAAACCUAAUAGUAAGUACAUCUCAGUACUUUGUCAGCUUUUUCUUGUUUCAAAAACAAUCUCCAUAUGAUUUCCUAUUGGCCGCCGCCUAUAAGUCGUUUGUUGUCUGCUUCAUCUUUGCACCAAGUCUUCUGCUGCUGACUUUUUCAUUUUCAGAAUUGGAGAAAAAAUGGAGAAGCUUAUCACGGGCAGGCAGAGCCAUAUUCAACUCUGGUCUGUUGUUCUUGUCUCCUUUGUUUUUUGCUUGGUAUUGCUUUGCUUGGAUUAUUCAGUUCUACCUAGUACCAAAAAUGGAGUCUCCUCCUUAGUCUACAUCUUUUCCGAUGCUCUCAACACCACGAAAACUACCCAACUUGUUGCCAUGGAUAAACCUUGUGAAACUACAGCCCCACCAGCCAUGUUCACCGGCAACAAGGACAAGAUUCAGGUUGAGGUUCAGGAUGUUGCUGAUCAACAAUAUUCUAGUAGUGAUUGGAAAAGAGAGGAUCCAUGUUCAGGUAAAUACAUAUAUGUUCACCAUCUUCCAAGUAGAUUCAAUACUGAAGUGCUCAAGGAUUGUCGAACGCUUGUCAAAUGGUUUGAUAUGUGUCCAUCCCUGAUGAAUUCAGGGAUUGGUCCUAAGGUUGAAAACCCACAAGGUGUGUUAUCUGACAGGAGUUGGUUUGAAACAAACCAGUUCCUGCUAGAAGUCAUUUUUCAUCAGAGGAUGAAGCAAUACAAGUGCUUAACCAAUGAUUCAUCGUUGGCUUCAGCUUUUUUUGUACCCUACUAUGCUGGCCUAGAUGUUGGUCGUUACCUUUGGGGCUAUAACACAUCUGUAAGAGAUUCUUCUGCUUAUGAUGUGGUGAAUUGGCUUGGAAAAAAAGCUGAAUGGAAACGGAUGUGGGGUAGAGACCAUUUCUUUGUUGCAGGGAGGAUUGCUUGGGAUUUUCGUAGACAAACGGGAAAUCAAUCUGAUUGGGGCAACAGGCUUAUGUCUUUGCCUGAAUCCAUGAAUAUGACAAUGUUAUCUAUAGAAUCAAGCUCCUGGAGCAAUGAAUUUGCCAUACCAUAUCCAACUUACUUUCAUCCAUCAAGCGACAGUGAGGUAAUCAGUUGGCAAAAAAGAGUGAGAAGUCGAAAAAGGCGAUAUCUAUUCUCUUUUGCUGGUGCUCCACGUCCAACCAUGAAUGACUCAAUCCGGGGAGAGAUUAUUAACCAAUGUUUAGCCUCAAAAAAGACAUGCAAUUUUCUUGAUUGUCGGUUUGGAGGAAACAAGUGUGAUACUCCAGUUGAAGUAAUUAAGGUGUUUAGGGACUCUAUUUUUUGCUUACAGCCUCCAGGGGAUUCAUACACUCGGCGUUCAACUUUUGAUUCGAUCAUGGCAGGGUGCAUUCCUGUUUUCUUCCAUCCUUAUUCUGCUUAUGCACAAUAUGUAUGGUACUUUCCAAAGAAUUAUACUAAAUAUUCUGUGUACAUUCCUGCCAAUAAUAUAAAAGAUGGCAGAGUCAGCAUCAAUGAGGUACUUUCUCGGUUUUCGAAAGGCCAAGUGUCAGCUAUGAGAAAAGGGGUUGUAAAGCUGAUCCCGAUGGUGAUAUAUGCAGAUCCUAGGUCCAGAUUGGAGAGGUUUGAGGAUGCAUUUGACAUUGCAGUUAAAAGAGUUCUUGAAAGAGUGGAAAAAGUUAGGAAAGAUGUUAAAGAAGGAAAAGAUCCCAGUGUUGAUUUUGCUGUAGAGAACCACUGGAAAUUGAAAUUAUCUGGAAUAGUGGGAGAUCAUCCAUUGGACCAAUUCUUUUAGAGAACAAAGAAGAGCAUAGAAAUACAAGAGCGGACAAAAAUCAGUACAUUACUUAUUUGACUGGCCUUGAGGGGUGAAGAAAACAAUCUCCUGCUAUGAUCUCCAUUGUCUAUAUCUUUUCCUUGAUUGAAUUUUUUUAUUGGGUAAAUGGAUGGUUGAUCAUCUGUUUAUCCUCUGUAUUCCUGAGGUUUAUGUGAAAAUAGCUGCAGCCAAUGUCACAGCUUUUUGAUUUAAUAUGUUGCUGCCAUGUUUCAUUGGCAUUCAAAUCUCAUUAAAUUUUAGUUUCUUUUGGCUUUCUAAUUAAAAUAAUAAAACUUUGGAGAUGGCAUUGGCUAGA